UUCUUGGUUUGAAUUUUAGAAUUUCCAAACGCCACACGUCAACAUCUCACAUGAUUUAGAUUGGAUCCAUUUUGGCUUUCCUGUUGAAUUGUAGGGAACAUCAUAGCAUGGAUUAACGUAUAUUUUGGACUUGACCGGUGUAAAUAAUGGCUCUCAAGAAAGUCAAAGGCACUUUGGAGCGAGUGCUGGACAAAAAUCUUCAAGAUUUGGUUCGUGGCAUUCGCAACCACAAAGAAAAUGAGGGAAAGUACAUUGCUGAAUGCAUUGAUGAAAUAAAGCAAGAACUUCGUCAAGAAAACCAAGCAGUGAAAGCCAAUGCUGUAAACAAGCUUAUCUAUCUUCAAAUGCUGGGAUAUGACAUAAGCUGGGCUGCCUUUCACAUCAUCGAAGUGAUGAGUUCAACAAAAUAUACAAUAAAGAGAAUUGGUUAUAUAGCAGCCUCGCAAAGUUUCCAUGAAAGCACAGAUGUUUUAAUGUUGACCACCAACAUGAUCAGAAAGGAUCUAAGCAGUCAGAAUAUGUACGAUGCUGGUAUUGCUCUAUCUGGUCUCUCCUGCUUUGUCACACCAGACCUCGCCAGAGAUCUCGCUAAUGACAUCAUGACUCUUAUGACAUCAACUCGUCCGUACCUAAGAAAGAAGGCAGUACUUAUUAUGUACAAAGUUUUCCUGCAGUUUCCCGAGGCAUUAAGACCUGCAUUUCCAAGGCUCAAGGAAAAACUGGAAGAUCCAGACCAGGGAGUUCAAUCAGCUGCUGUCAAUGUGAUUUGUGAACUGGCCAGAAAGAAUCCCCAGAAUUACCUCUCUUUGGCCCCACUUUUCUUUAAGCUGAUGACAAGUUCUACAAACAACUGGGUCCUCAUUAAAAUCAUCAAACUGUUCAGUGCAUUAACACCCUUGGAGCCUCGCCUUGGGAAAAAACUUAUAGAGCCUUUAACUAAUCUAAUUCAUAGUACUUCAGCAAUGUCUCUACUUUAUGAAUGUAUCAACACUGUCAUAGCAGGUAAGGCUUUUUAUCAUAAAAUUUUACCUUUAGUACACUCUUUGAUGGUUAUAAGUUUAAUUUAGUGGGUCA
This is a messenger RNA of Saccostrea cuccullata (small rock oyster), 1074 nucleotides long. Its product is annotated as AP-3 complex subunit delta-1-like. The record is from RefSeq and is a predicted model, not a curated record. The transcript has 9 exons. Gene Ontology annotation, biological process: Golgi to vacuole transport; synaptic vesicle membrane organization; neurotransmitter receptor transport, postsynaptic endosome to lysosome. NCBI's taxonomy places the organism in Eukaryota, Metazoa, Mollusca, Bivalvia, Ostreida, Ostreidae. Gene Ontology annotation, cellular component: membrane coat; endosome membrane; AP-3 adaptor complex. Bases 147 to 1067 code for a protein of 306 amino acids.